Molecule: messenger RNA, 663 nt
Organism: Rotaria socialis
Lineage: Eukaryota; Metazoa; Rotifera; Eurotatoria; Philodinida; Philodinidae
Source: the annotation of a GenBank genome assembly
AUGCCAAAAACAAUUCUUGCACGCAAGAAAGCUUUACAACCAAUAGGUUUUCGUGCCAAACCAAUACUUAUCGAUGGGCGUGGCCACUUAAUUGGUCGUUUAGCAGCAACAGUCGCCAAAACAAUCUUACAAGGUCACAAUGUUAUUGUUGUACGAUGCGAAGGUCUUAACAUUAGUGGAUCAUUUUAUCGAAACAAACUUAAAUAUUUGGAAUUCCUUCGUAAACGUUGUAACAUUAAUCCAGCACGUGGUCCGUUUCAUUUUCGUGCACCGUCAAAAAUCUUUACACGUAUUGUACGUGGUAUGGUACCACAUAAAACUGAACGUGGAAAACAAGCUCUAGUUCGUCUACAUGCUUUCGAAGGUAUUCCAACACCAUACGAUAAACAAAAACGUUUAGUUGUUCCAAGUGCUUUACGUACAUUACGACUUAAACCACGUCGUCGUUUUACCGAACUUGGCCGAUUAUCAACAGAAGUUGGUUGGCAAUAUCAAACCGUUGUUGCAACAUUAGAAAAGAAAAGAAAAAUCAAGGCUAAACACUAUCAUUUACGACAACGUGAAUUGAAAAAACUUAAAACAGAUGCAACAAAAAAAGUAGCCUCAAAACCCCAAGCUGCUAAACAUCUUGCCGUACUUCAAAAAUAUGGUUAUCAAGUUUAA